CUGGCGGCCGCCUGCAGCCGCUGCAGGACGGGGAAGUGUUUCGGAAGUGGACACGGCAGGGCAGAGAAGGAAUCGAAGAAAAGGGCGGAGGAAAGGGAGCCACCGAGGGAAUUGAGAAAAUGACAAACCGCCGUGACUUUUAGCGCCGAGCCGACUCGAUGCAUUAAACUUUCAUCACACUGCGGGACUUUACGGACACUUGGAAGCUGCUUCACAUCCAGCGAACGAGCGGAAGUAUCCUGCUCUCUUCCUGCUGGCCUGUUUGCUCGGAUUGUAGCUCCAGGGAAAAGGGAAGGAAAACCCACCUAAAGCCCUAGCGUCCAUCAGAGGAGUUCGUCUCGACAGCAUUGGGGAGCUGCUGCAGGGGCCAUGCAUUGGGGGUGAGGGGGACUCGCUUCGGGGGACAAACACAGCGUCGGGCGACGAGGAGGCCGGGGCCGGUCGGCGUGGAGAUGAAGCUCAAACAGCGCAUGGUGGUGCUGUGUGCCGUGCUCCUCCUGCUGGGCCUGGCCAAGAUCUUCCUGCUGGAUGGAGGUGAAGGAUCUGCAGCCAGCCGACGGGACCUCAGAGCGUUUCGCAAGAUGGAAGCCGGUCUCUCUCUGUCUCGGGGAGCUCGCCUCACCCACACCCUCCAGUCUCCAUGGGAGAUAGCGAGCCAGUGGGUGGGCCCCAGAGAAGUGUACCCUGAGGAGACCCCAGAGCUGGCUGCUGUGCUCACAUCCCUGAGCUCUGCCAGGAUAGAACGGGCCGACGUGGGCUACAAGGGCACACAGCUCAAAGCCCUGCUGGUGCUGGACGGAGGACAGAAAGUCGUCUUCAAACCCAAGAGAUACAACAGAAACUACGUGGUGGAAGGGGAGCCGUAUGCAGGCUACGACAGACACAACGCAGAGGUGGCUGCUUUUCACCUGGACAGGAUCCUUGGGUUUAGGAGAGCGCCUCUGGUUGUGGGUCGAAAUGUCAACCUGAGAACAGAGAUCAAGCCUGUGGCCACGGACCAGCUGUUGGGCACUUUCCUCAUGCAGGGUAAUAACACAUGUUUCUAUGGAAAGUGUUACUACUGCCGGGAAAGUGAACCAGCAUGUGCAGAGGGGGAGAUCAUGGAGGGCUCUUUAACCCUUUGGCUGCCAGACGUCUGGCCGUUGCAGAAACACAGACAUCCGUGGGGACGAACAUACCGAGAAGGCAAACUGGCCAGGUGGGAGUAUGAUGAAAGCUACUGCGAGGCGGUGAAGAAAAUGCCUCCAUACGACGCAGGACCGAGGCUGCUGGACGUCAUCGACACGGCCAUCUUUGAUUAUCUCAUCGGUAACGCCGAUCGACAUCACUACGAGAGCUUCCAGGAUGACGGAGGCGCCAGCAUGCUCAUCCUGCUCGACAACGCAAAGAGCUUUGGGAACGCGGCUUUGGAUGAGCGAAGUAUCCUCGCACCACUCUAUCAGUGCUGCAUGAUCCGUGUGUCCACUUGGAACAGGUUGAACCUACUGAGAAGUGGAGCUCUGAGUGCAGCCAUGCGACAGGCUCUGGCGUUCGAUCCUAUCCAUCCGGUGCUGUCUGAGACGCACCUGGCAGCCCUGGACAGGCGUCUGUCUGGAGUCAUAGCGACUGUAAAGCAGUGCAUGGAGGCGCAGGGCCCUGACAACACUCUAAUAGAGGACCGAAUGAACCUCCCACAUCCCUGAGAUGAAGGAAGGAGAUAGUGAUAAAAGAGCUAGGAAUUUCCUCCGCAGGCCUGGAAAGGAGGAGGCGAGUGACCAAACAGAUCAGGUUCUAAAGGAAAUGGAGAGUGAGGAAAAGAACCGACAGGGUGGAACAAAGACUACAUUUCUUUUUGUCAAGACUCGAGUGGUUCUCUAAAAGAAAAUACAGGAUUUGAAGAGUUAAAACUUUGUCACCUUUGACUUUGUGAACUUUUUCUCAGGACUGUUGUGCACUAAAGGACAGUUUCUGCUGUAAGAACUCCUCCAUCUACUACUACUGGUUUUGAUGAUACUCCGGCCUUUUGCCAAAUCCUCCCUCCAGUUUUUCCAUAGGAGUCAGGAUAAAGCUCGGAGAGAUAAACACUCUCAAGGAAGGAGGAAAGGUUAAAAUGAGCCACCGAUUGAUGCUGCACAGCUGUGUUUCAGGCUGUUUGGAGCUUGCAGUCCAAGAAACUAAAAUUGAAUUUAUUUAGGACCUGAGAACUUUUUUUUCGCCAUGAAUUUAAAUUUACCUUUGGAAGGAAAAGAGAAUUGACUCUGCCGCAUCAGUAUGUACAUAUUUAACUACGUAGUGACAUAGAAUUAUGAGAAGAAAGAAUAUAAAUUUGCGGAUUAUAAUAAUAAACCUAAAAGUGUGUGUGUGGGUGAGUGUGUGUGCGUGGACGAGUACCAUAUUGUGCCGUAAUUACAAAAGCUACUGACACGACAGACUUGAAGCGAGGGGUAACAGAUGUUGGGAGCGUGGGUUUAUCUUCAGCAUUAAACUAUGAUCUAUUUAA
Acanthochromis polyacanthus (spiny chromis) is the source of this 2479-nucleotide messenger RNA. RefSeq names its product FAM20B glycosaminoglycan xylosylkinase (gene fam20b). The transcript is spliced from 9 exons. The coding region runs from base 453 to 1682 and encodes 409 amino acids. Lineage: Eukaryota; Metazoa; Chordata; Actinopteri; Pomacentridae. Gene Ontology annotation, cellular component: Golgi apparatus. The record is from RefSeq and is a predicted model, not a curated record. Gene Ontology annotation, biological process: protein phosphorylation. Gene Ontology annotation, molecular function: phosphotransferase activity, alcohol group as acceptor.